Messenger RNA from Cucurbitaria berberidis CBS 394.84, 606 nucleotides. RefSeq names its product DUF1771-domain-containing protein. The record is from RefSeq and is a predicted model, not a curated record. Lineage: Eukaryota; Fungi; Ascomycota; Dothideomycetes; Pleosporales; Cucurbitariaceae. Bases 1 to 606 code for a protein of 201 amino acids. The transcript is spliced from 3 exons.
AUGGCCACCGAAUCGUUCCAGUUGGGCUCGCGCUCACUCAAUCAUGCCUCCGCCGACACAGAAGCUGAGUACGACCGCCUCCGUGGCCUCGCCCGCCAAGAAGCCGCGAAGCGCGGCUCCUGCUUCGACCGCGCGCACCAAGCCUACGAAUCAGGCGACGGGCAGCGCGCCCAUGAGCUCUCUGAGGAGGGAAAAGGCCACGCGCAGAAGAUGGAGCAAUACAAUCGCCAAGCGCGCGACUAUAUUUUCCGCGAGAACAACGCUGACGGUCGCGUCGCCGGGGAUACCAUUGACUUGCACGGUCUUUUCGUCGAAGAGGCGGAGGAUGUGUUGGAGGAGAGGAUCAAAGCAGCACGGCAGCGGGGAGAGAGCCACCUGCAUGUGAUUGUGGGGCGAGGAAACCACAGCACGAACCAUGUGCAGAAGAUUAAACCGCGCGUAGAGCAGGUGUGUCGCGAGCUUGGUCUACAGUACAAGACCGAGGAGAAUGAGGGCAGGAUUUUUGUUAACCUGCAGGGCGGUGCCGUGCAUGAGAUGCCACCGAUGCCCAACUAUGGCGGAUAUCCUGGCGGGCAGCAACAGCACGGCGGACAGCAUCAUGCUUGA